CGAAAAGAGCAUGUCAAGCCAUACCCGCCAGCGGAUAGAGGAAGAAGCUGGUUCAAGUACUUCCAAUAUGAUGAGGGUCGGGACUCACCGAGUGAGGCUCGGAACGUCCUUCUGGUAAUCGCGACUCUCAUCGCGGCCGUGACCUUCCAGGCUGGGGUCAACCCUCCCGGCGGUGUGUGGCAGGACAAUGGCAAAGGGCACAAGGCAGGGCAGGCGAUCUAUGCAUCACAGGAAAGAGCCUUUUACGUGUUCCUCGUAUCCAAUACACUCGCCCUCUCCACGUCGAUCCUCGUCAUUGUCUCCUUGACCUAUCGGUUCCCUUUCCAUUUCGAGGUGUGGGUGGCCACGGCCUCGAUGAUCGUGACCUAUGCUUCUGCCAUCUUCGCGGUCACGCCGAACGAGUUAGUGAGGUUGCGCUAUAUCUUGGUCGCUGCAGGAGUGCCCUUCGCCGUCCGGACUUUAAUUCAGAUAUGUAAGAAGCUUAGGAAUCGUUAGACUACGCAAGUGUCUAUCCUGCCUUUUUGUCCAUCAAGUUUCAAGUAAUAUUUAAUUAUAUUGUUAGUUAUUCUAAUAAAACUCCUCUAUAACGAUUUUUAGAAUUUUCUCCUUGAAGUCAGUAAUUACUACCUGGAGCAAUUGAGAAACAUAAUUAUGAGAUAAGUACAAUUACAAUACAUAUUACUGUGAUUAUUUUAUAUCUGAAAAGUCUUGACAACACUAGAAAAAGUAAAUGGA
Molecule: messenger RNA, 735 nt
Organism: Punica granatum (pomegranate)
Lineage: Eukaryota; Viridiplantae; Streptophyta; Magnoliopsida; Myrtales; Lythraceae
Source: RefSeq, a predicted model, not a curated record